This is a messenger RNA of Thunnus maccoyii (southern bluefin tuna), 4896 nucleotides long. RefSeq names its product centrosomal protein 162 (gene cep162). The transcript has 31 exons. The record is from RefSeq and is a predicted model, not a curated record. Gene Ontology annotation, biological process: cilium assembly. Bases 151 to 4566 code for a protein of 1471 amino acids. Lineage: Eukaryota; Metazoa; Chordata; Actinopteri; Scombriformes; Scombridae. Gene Ontology annotation, cellular component: axonemal microtubule; centrosome; centriole.
GUCACCCGGGUGGUGUCGCGGGAACUGCCAGAUACUCAAAACAACAGAGCGCGGAGGAGAACACUUCAAGUUGUCGCUCGGCACAGCUGUCGAAAACCAGUCUUUUAUUUGUCGGGGUACCUGUUGGCUGAUGGAGCAGACAGCAUCACUAUGUCUCACAGACUGACCAAGGAAGAGCUGGAUGAACAGUUUGAGCUGUUCUUGAAGGAGUCUGUUUCAGAUGACUCGGUGGAUUUGGGCGCCUCUAACAAGCAGCCAGAUGCUAAAAGUAGUCAGAAAUCAGCCCGGAAAGCAACAGUGUCAUGGUGGCAAGAUGACGAACACAGCGAUGGAGGAGCAGGGAGAGCAACGACCAAAAGCAGAUUUAUCAAAGCCAAAAAGUCUCAGCCUGAGAAUCAAGAGGUUGUCACUGCGGAGCCUUUUUAUAAGCCAGUCCCCAAACCUCGCAGCAAAGCUGCUGACAAGACCCACAAAGAUCCAGUUGUGGAGAUUUCUCCGACUGUGACGAGACAGAGAACUCCAGCUGAUGACUCCUGCUCUGACAGUCUGAGCAGUCCCACGCAUGAAAACCUCCAGUGUGCAUCAGGAGAGAGGAGCCCUGAUGAGACCCUCUCUAAUGAUACUCCAGCAGCCAGCACUGAUAGUCUUUCCCAGGGGGACAGUGAAGAUGGACUGCUGGGAUCUGGGAAGACUUUCAGGAAAUCUUUGAGGAAAUCUCAGCCAAUUCGAGAGGAGGAUGAGGAUUCAGGAGACACUGGUUUGAAAGAAGAAGAAGGGCUGGAAGCAGCUGUUCUCAGCAGAGACAGUACAGACACAGAGGCAUUGGCACCAGCUGUGAACAUGACCGGUAUGGGGUUGGACACUCUGGAGGAAGAAGAGGAGAAAGCCAGGUUCUUUGCCCAACUAGAGGCAGGUGCUUCAUCAUCUAUAGAUUACUCCCAGCUGAACAGAGAGCUAGACUCCACUAGUUCUACCAUGGCUACUAACCUCAGGAAAGAUGAGGAAGCAGUGGAGCAGAGUGAAGAUGAUCUCAGGAAGGGCAGACUCACAGAGACUGUCAGAGACUCUCCAAACUCUCCACACUACAGUGAGGAUUUUGAAGAUGAGGAGGAUGGAAAAGAGAAGUCUAAAAUGUCUCCAAUUCUUGCUAAAGUUUCUCUCUAUGAUUCCCUGGAUGACACUGGUGGAGAAGACAUGAGGAAGGACAUAGCAGGAUCACUGGACAGAGGCCAGUCCUAUGUGCAGAGUGGAGGCUCAGAGAUGGAGGCUCUUCAUGACGCCUACAGGCAGAUCCACGUGGUGGAGGAUUCAGAUGACCAUAAUGACAAUUAUUCAUCACUAGAAGGGAGGGGAAGGUUUAACAGACCUGUAUCUCCAUCCUCUCCUCCUCAACAUGCCAGACAGUCCCUACAGCCUGCUUCUACCAAUGAGUCAGAGCUGCCCACUGCAGAAGAGCUGAUGAGGCCCAUCAGACCAGAGAAGGACCAUAUCAGAGGUUUCUCCCUCCAGCCAGUCAGGGCUGUAGAACUUGACCAAGAGAAGACAUUCCACUCCUUGGAAAGGACUUUCCCAGACGUGACUUCUCCAGAGUCACAUGAGAGGCGACCAGGGAAGGCUGACUCGGCAGGGUCAAAGGGAGCCAGAGGACUGACAAACCACCCAUCCAGCUCUCCAGACCCUCUCAGCCGUGACUUGACAUGGAGCAUCAGGGAGGAAGUGGAGAGACUGAUGCAGGAUCAGUUUUCUCCUCAUACAUCCUUUCAGGCUGGCAAAGCUAAGAAACAACUAGCGGCCCGUGGCUCCACCGUUUCUCACACUUCUGCAUCUUCAUGGAGGAAACCCUCUGUGGCUGCUGGGAGAGGCAGGAGAGCGGAGGGUAGAACGGCAGUGACCUCCAGAUCAACCGGACUGAGCAGAGCUGCUGCUGCUACAGCCAAGUCCCAGUCUUCUGUUUCCCAUUCUCUGCAGCAUGCACGAGAAAAAAACAAAUCCACAAUGAGCCAAGACAAAGAUGACUGCAACUACACAGAGCCAGGUGUGAAGGUGAGCAGUGAGCUGGUGGCAUCUGUGCAGUCUUUAGUGACUGUCCUUCAACAGCAGAUAGACACCAGCAGUCGCCAGGAUGCUACAGAUUCACAGGAAGUCAGAGGUCCUCAAGGAUCCAGACUGACACAACAUCUCCCAAAGAAGAGUAAGGAAGAGGACAGCUCUGUGGUGGAGGAGCUGAGAGUCCAGCUGGCUCAGAAGGAGAGAGAACUGCAGAUGAUGAAGCAAGAAGCAGAGGAGCUCAACUCACUCAGACAGCAGAACUACCUGCUGCAGAGCAAGCUGCGGAGUGCAGAAGAAGCCGUUCAGAAGAGGAGAUUGACAGAGGCGUCUGACUCUGCUACAGAGAAAAAGAUCCAACAGAUUGAUAAAGAAAUAAAAGAGCAGGAGACGCUCAUAAAAGGUUAUCAGCAGGAGAAUGAGAAGCUGUACUUGCAGAUGAAGGCUCAGCAGGCCAAGAGUAAAGCCAACGAGGAGGCCAUGUUUAAUGAGAACCAGAGGCUGCUGAAUGAACUGGCUUUCACGAGGAAGCAGCUGAAUAAAACCUCAAGGCCUGUUGGAAAUGUCUGCUCAAUGGAUCACACUCAGCGCAUCACAGACUUGUUAGCUCAGAUAAAUACAUUUCAGAGGAACGAGGCGAAGCUGUCUGAGGACAUUCACAGACUGAAGCAAGAAAAGCAGGCUCUGGAGGUGGACGUGCAGCUAAUGAAGAAAGAGAGAGACCUAGCUAAAGUGCAGGCCGUCUCCACCUCAGGUGAUAAGACCUUCGAGAUGCGUGUCCUGGAGGACAAGCACAGAGAGGAGGUGUCGGCCCUGAAGAAGAAGCUCCAGUGGUUUGCUGAGAAUCAGGAGCUGCUGGACAGAGAUGCUGGCAGACUGAAGGCUGCUACAGCUGAGAUACACCAACUUCAAGAACAGGUGGAAAAACUGAAAAUGGAAGUUGGCAGAAGAAGCAGUGAGCAGCAGAGGAAGGCCAGAGAGAAAUCUGUGGAUGCUAAAAGGAUGCAAGACCUGGAGCGACAGGUGAAGGAGCUGGAGCAGAUACUAAGACGUAGAAACCCAAACUCGCUUCCCGCUCUGAUCUACGCUGCAGCCACGGCCGGGGGUCAAGAGGAUGAGGAUGCUGCGAGGAUGUCCCCGCCCAACCGCAUCAACACCCUGCUGGAGCGAAGGAUUCAGCGUCUGGAGGCGGAGCUGGAGAGCCACGACGAGGAGGCCAAACGCAGCCUGCGGGCCAUGGAGCAACAGUUCCACAGGAUCAAGCUCCGCUAUGAACAGCAGAUCUCAGAGCUGGAGCAGCAGGUGGAACAGAAAGGUCAGCUCACAGCAGCAGCAGCAGCAGCAGCAGCCUCAGAAUGUGGGCCUGAGUCACGGGUGUCACAGGUCAGAGGUCUGGAGGAAGAGCUGCAGCAUGUGAAGGAAGCCCAGCAGCAGAAAGAGAAAUCUCUCCAGGACCAGAUAGAGUCUCUCCAGCAGCAGCUCAAACACAAGGCCCAGCCCAGCCCAGGCCGACACCAGCGGCAAGCAGAGGCAGCGUUCGGCGUGCGGAUAGACCGGCUCAACCAAGAGCUCGCCACCAAGACACAAACUAUUCAGGAGCUGAACCGUACGGUGCAGAGACUGCAGAGAGAGAGGAGGAACAUGCUGUCUGUCCCUAACACGCGACACGAAGCCCGUCCUACAGAAACCAAACAACAACCAGCCCCGACCAAGAGCCUCUGCCCCGCUACUGCAGAAGAACAAACCUUUCCAGCUGCUCACUAUGAGAAGACCUACCAGCCCACUGUGUUUACAGGGAGUCAUAUCUCAGAGGUCCUGCAGGAGAACGAGGCUCUGAGGGAGCGCCUGGAGCAGCUGGAGCUGCACAGUGAGCAGGAGAAGGAGUCGUUAAAGUCUGAUGUUGUACAAGCUGAGGAGGAGCUGUGCAGGCUGAAGCAGCAGUUGUCAGAGGAGCUGUCCUCUCUGAAGGCAGAGCACCACGGGGUGUUGGAGCGUCUGCAGGCCACACACGCUCUGGAGCACUCGUCCUCAAAGGUGGCUCAACUUACCAAUGAGCUCAACACUCAGGAGAUACUGGUGAAGCAUCUGCAAGAGCAGCUGAAAGAGCUGCAGGGCGUCAGAGAUGCACUGACGGUAUCCAGGACUCGUGAGGAUGCUCUGCAGAAGCAGCUGAGCAGACUGCUGAAGGAGCUGAGGGAAGCUAAAGAAGCUCAGAGCCCAGAGGUGAGACUGGUGUGUAGCCUGGAGAGGAAGAUCCUCAACAUGGAGCUGAGACACCAGCACAGAGAGAAAGAGCUGCAGCAGGUGAUCGGCGGCUCAUGGCAGGCGCUGGAGGCUGACCAGCAGCAGUCAGAGGUGGAGCGCUGGAAGCGUCUGGCUCAGGACAAGAGCAGAGAGCUGGAAGCUUUCCGCCUGGAGCUGGACUCCAUCCUGGACAUCCUGAGACAUCUCCAAAGACAGGGAGUGGUCCUCCCUCUGCUGACGCCCCCCAUCACAGCCCCCCUCACCCAGAAGACUUAAUGCACACACAAGCUUGAAGCCAAAGAAAGACUAGAGAGCAAUAAUCCUAAUAAUCCUGAUUAGUACAGCUGAAGGGCAGUACAGUGUAAUUUUAGUCAACAUUCCAUACAUCAGCACCAGCAUUAAUAUCAGCAAUAUUUAGUGUUUACAUGUAUCUGAAGCUACAGUAUGCUGGAGUGAUUCUGUUAGAAUUCAGAGACAGAAACAUUUCAUGUCUUUAUACACAUACUCUACCUGUUUAUUAGUAUCUGUGUCAUUUCUAUUAUUUAAAUUAUUGUAAUUUAUUUAAGAUGUAGUAAAAAUAAAAAUAAAUGUUUUUUUGAGUCUUAA